UCACAACUCGCGCUCGGACCGUGGUGGAAAAUACAGGCAGAAGAUGGCUGACUUAGCCGGGCUCUGCAAGCCCUCGGCGGCAUCACCAGCUCCACACGGGCCGCGGCGGCACAGCGACGAGACGUCCAGCGUUUGGCUGUAACUGUAGACGCCGCCUACUACUACUACUACUAUACGGUCCUGUACUUCGAUAUCGAGUAUAGCAACAGCAAUAUUGAAAGAAGUAUUGCAAAAAAUGGCUGAGAUGGAAAAAGAGGGCAGACCUCCGGAAAAUAAAAGAAGCAGAAAACCAGCUCAUCCAGUCAAAAGGGAGAUAAAUGAAGAAAUGAAGAGCUUCGCAGAGAACACGAUGAACGAGCUCCUGGGCUGGUACGGCUACGACAAGGUGGAGCUGAGGGAUGGGGAGAGGGAGGGCGUGGACCACCCACAGCACGUCUCUGUGCUUAAAGAGAACUCUUUAACCAAGGUGCCUGUCUCCAUGGAGACCAGCGACGCCUCCCCGAUCGGGUCCCGGACCCCGCCCGGCCCCCCCGCCUCCAGGAACGGAGUCCCGGAGCCCUCCUCCACCGCCACGGCCUCCACCUCUGCACCCCCGGGAGUCAAGGAGCACCCAGGCCUGCCCGUGAUGGUCCCCAUGGUCCCCCCGCCGCACAUCAAGCCGCCCCCAGACGAGGACGCGUCCACGGUGCAGAUCGUGUGCGCCUGGUGCCAGAAGGUGGGCGUGCGCCGCUACUCCCUGAGCAUGGGCAGCGAGCUCAAGAGCUUCUGCAGCGAGAAGUGCUUCGCCGCGUGCCGCCGCGCCUACUUCAAGAGGAACAAGCUUGGAUAUGUAAGGAAUUACGCUGCGAGAGACGACGGCGGCCAUGGUGGGAAAUUGCCCCAGCACAGCUUUGCUCAAGACCCCCCCAGGCUUGUCUACAAGACAAACAGCGAUGUGCUUGUGUGCGACUGGUGCAAGCACAUCCGCCACACUAAGGAGUACCUGGACUUUGGGGCCGGGGAGCGGAGGCUGCAGUUCUGCAGCGCCAAAUGCCUGAACCAGUACAAGAUGGACAUUUUCUACAAGGAGACCCAGGCCGCCCUGCCCGGGGCGCUCUACAACCCCGGCCACGGCGCCUCCUGCGAGGGCAAGGCCGAGUGCAGCGGCGGGGUGCAGAUGCUCACGCCGGAGUCCUGGGGCGCCCCGAUGGCGGACCUUCGGCGCAAGGCGCCGUCGCCGGGGGGCCCCGCCACCAGCUCUGCCCUGGCCCCCUCCACGUCCACCAACAACUCCCCCUCCGACCCGGGGGGCCUCUGCUCUCCGUCCUCCUCCGCCUCCGCCAAGGUCCCCACGCCGCGGCCCCACGACAACCCGGGCCUCCCCCCCCCCCACCACCACGGCCUCCACGGGCCCCUGGGCGUCUCGUCGGGCAGCCCCCCCAUGGUGAUGACGCCGCGGGGUCCCGUGCCCCUGCCGCUGUUCAUGGAGCACCAGAUGAUGCAGCACAUCCGCCCGCCGUACCUCCGCCCCUCAGCCGGCCCCCACAGCCCGCUGGCCAACCCCAUGAUCCCCGGCGUCGGCCCGCCGCCGCCGCCCCCGAGGAGCUUUGGCCCGCCCUCCAGCCCCAUGCACAGGCCCAUGCUCUCCCCCCACGGCCACCCCUCGGCCAGCCACAACCCCGGCCUCCUGCCCCCGCACCCCGGCCUCGGGAUGCCCGGCAUGCCCCCGUUCAACAUGAUGCCCAACGGACCCAUGCCCAUGCCGCCCAUGAUGAACUUCGGCAUGCCGUCCCUGGCGCCCCUGGUUCCGCCCGCGACGAUCCUGGUCCCCUACCCCGUCAUCGUGCCCCUGCCGGUGCCCAUCCCCAUCCCCAUUCCCAUCCCUUAUAGCGGCAAGUUCUUCAGGGACAAGCCCGACUGCGGCGGCCCUGUCCCGUGUGCAUCAGAGUCCUCAGAGGCCUCCGAUUCCCGGCCCCACUCCCGGGGGUCGUUUGGCGGGGACAGAGUGGAUCAGAAAGGAGGUAAACCCGUCUCGCUGUCCCUCUCCCCUGGAUACAGCCCGGGUCAGUUAAACAGUGGCCCGGACAGAAGCAGAGCGUCGGUGGUGGACCUGACGGUGAAGGCAGAGGACGGCCUGAGGAGUCUGUGUUCAUCAAGCGGGGCCGAGGUAAUGGACGGUGUGAUCGACUUAACCGUGGGCCAGCGCUCAGGCCAACAGCCUGUCAUACACAAGACGUUACCCAGGGUUCAGGUCAAGGUAGAGAGGGUCGAGAGGGAUGUGCAAUCUCCACAUGUUGCGGGACCGGGGAGGGACGGGGGAGACGUUAUGGACGGGAGAGUGCGGACUCUCUUGCAGGGCGCCGCGACGCACGCAGAGGAUUCUACCAUUUCUAAAACAGCGGCGUCAUCCGGCCGGCCCUGCAGUGCCGUGCCCGCCACGGCUAUGACCCAGCCCAGUGACUCCAGCAUACCCGGCUUCCCCGGCCAACCAACCUCCCUCAGCAGGGAUCUACGGACACCGCCCCAGCCCCUGACCCAGGUCUCAGCUCCCCCUGCCGCCCCGCGCAACCUCAUCAUCAACGGCAGCGGAUGGCACCCGCCGCCCCCGCCUGCACCCGAGUCCUCUCCGGACCGGGCCGUAGACGGGGUGGUGGUGGGAGAAGGGACGGGCGCAGGAGGACUGAGGGACGGCCAGGAGGUGCAGCCCGCCAACGGGGAGCUGGAGAGGGAGGCCCUGAAGGAGAACAGCUGCUCGGUGGCCGUCUGGGAGCCGGGGACACGGAGCCUGGCGGAGGAGGCCGAGUCGGUCCCGGGGGAGGGCAAGCCCGACCCCGACUCUGGGCUGGACCAGGACGAGGAUCCUUACUCCCUGCCGCUGCAGCCCCCUGGUGGCUGCGUGGUCAUACAACCCGUGCCAAAGGCUGACUCCGACAAGACGGCCAUCCUGUCCUGCUCCAUCAGCACGCCCCUGCUGUCCGCCGCCGGGAGCCCCGACCUGGAGCCGCCGCUGAAGAGGAGGUGCCUGCGGAUCCGCAAUCAGAACAAAUGAGGUCUAUGCUCUGAGGAACGAAGUGCCAUCAACCAGCCUUGUGCUUGCUCCGGAAGUCCUCUUUGCCCCUACAUCACUUUGGCCGAAACCCCACCACAACAACCCACCCUGAUCCACAUAACAGCACCAUAUACUGUUACCAAACAAAUGACACCCAGCACAGCACAUCACCAUCAACAGUCCACUUUACCAGCACGGCACAACAGCCGUCGACGGACGUUUAUCUGUAAACAUGGAGGACCAGACACUCGUAGACUCAUCGAUUUACUUCUCAUGGACAAUGUUGCCAAUGUCCAAGUCAAGGUCUGUUGAGCACCAGAGCUGCACACUACUGUAGGAAACAGAGCACAAGAAGGAUGUUCAAAGCCACCAAUCUUUUUCCUCUAAUCUGGAGGCCUUCAGCCUGCACUGCCCCCUCCCCUCCGCCCCCCCUCUCCCCUCCGCCCCUGUCCCCCUAACUUCUCACU
Messenger RNA from Gadus chalcogrammus (walleye pollock), 3495 nucleotides. RefSeq names its product sine oculis binding protein homolog (Drosophila) a (gene sobpa). The record is from RefSeq and is a predicted model, not a curated record. Gene Ontology annotation, biological process: animal organ development. Gene Ontology annotation, cellular component: nucleus. Lineage: Eukaryota; Metazoa; Chordata; Actinopteri; Gadiformes; Gadidae.